AUGACUAUAAUGCUCCAGGUUUGCCAUGGAGGACAAAAAAGAAAGACAUAUGAUCAACACACACUGAAUGCUGGAGGUGAUCGAAGAGCAUCAGAUACUGGAGGUGUUCAACAGGCAUCAGAAGUCAGAGGUGUUCAGUUGGCGCCAGAAUUUGGAGGUGUCCAACAGGCGUCAGAUUUUGGAAUUGUUCAACAGGUGUCUGAUGCUGGAGAUGUCCAACAGGCAUCAAAUGCUGGAAGUGUUGAACUGGCAUCAAAUGCUACAGGUGUCCAACAGGCAUCAAAUGCUGGAAGUGUUGAACUGGCAUCAAAUGCUACAGGUGUCCAACAGACAUCAAAUGCUGGAAGAUUUGAACUGGCAUCAAAUGCUACGGGUGUCCAACAGGCAUCAGAUGCUGGAAGUGUUGAACUGGCAUCAAAUGCUACGGGUGUCCAACAGGCAUCAAAUGCUGGAAGUGUUGAACUGGCAUCAAAUGCUACGGGUGUCCAACAGGCAUCAAAUGCUGGAAGUGUUGAACUGGCAUCAAAUGCUACAGGUGUCCAACAGACAUCAAAUGCUGGAAGUGUUGAACUGGCAUCAAAUGCUACAGGUGUCCAACAGACAUCAAAUGCUGGAAGUGUUGAACUGGCAUCAAAUGCUACAGGUGUCCAACAGGCAUCAAAUGCUGGAAGUGUUGAACUGGCAUCAAAUGCUACAGGUGUCCAACAGGCAUCAAAUGCUGGAAGUGUUGAACUGGCAUCAUAUGCUACAGGUGUCCAACGGGCAUCAGAUGCUGGUGGUGUCCAGCAGGCGUCAGAACCUAACAGACAAAAUGAGCUAGAUGGGACCGUGUAAUUAGACUAGCUUUAAAGACUAGGCUCUUGCAUUCUGCGUGCUCUUGUAUAUUGCUUUGUAUAUAUUUUAAUUUUGUUGAAAUAAAUGAAAAGAAAUCAUUCCCACUUUCUUCCUCAUUAUAAACCCAUAUUUUAAUAUGCCGCCAAAAAGGGAAUCCAACGACAUCGCCCAGCUUGUCAUUGACAAGAAAAAAGUAGUCAAUUAAAAAUGCUUGUACAAGAUGCGGUUACGGAGGCAAUGUCUGCAAUCGUCACCCGGCUAGAGAUGCAGGAUGGCCGGAUUAUGGAGCUUGAGGGGAGAAUAAGGGCCCAGGAGUCGGAGAUACAACUACGUAAGGAGAUGGAAAAGAAAACCGUUGAAAAGAGGGUAGUCUUGGAGCAAAAAUUGAUGACCUGGAGCAAAAAUACAGAUCUCGCAACAUCAGGAUCCAAGGAGUUCCAGAGGUGAAAGAUGAGGAUCCAGAGGAGGCUGUCCUUGACAUUGGCAGGAAGAUGGGGGUCCACGUGACUUCAACCGACAUUGUACGAUGUCAUCGACUGGGUCCUCUAGUUGACAAAGGAGCAAGAAGAAAUUUACCUCUUAGCAUAUAUAGUAUGGUAGGAAUACCAAAUGAGGUUAUGUCAGAUUUAGGUCAGCAGUUUGUUUUCAAGUCUGAUGACAGAGGUGCCAAGACUGUUGUCAAUUAGACAGGUCACUAUUUCUAGGUAUCAUCCGAUAUAUAAGGGUUAGUGGAGAGUGGAUAUAUAAGGGUAUAAUGGUCUAGUGAAGACUGCGCUGCAACGGUUGUGUGCAGAUGAACCACGUGAGUGGGAUAGGUAUUUACCAGCACUCCUCUUUGCAUUACGUGAGACCACUAGUUCUAGCCUUGGGUAUUCCCCAUUGAGUUGUUGUAUGGGAGGAAUGUUCGUGGUCCCAUGGAUGUGUUGCGGGAAAUAUGGACAAAUGAUGAGGUAACACCACAGCUGAAAGAUGAGUAUGAAUAUGUCAUAGAGCUUCGAGAGAGAUUAGUCAAGUCAUGGGAGCUAGCUCAAGAUGCACUGAAAGGUGAUGCAGGAAAUUACAAGAAGUGUUAAAGACAGGAAUGCUAGAAACAGGAAAUUGAGUAGUGGAGAUCAGGUGUUGACCUUGCUUCCUACUGAUCAGAAUGGGUAAUAAAUGCAGUCUUGUCUUUGUCACUGUUCCUCAUGGAGAUUUGCCAGUAAACCUUCGUCAUAUCCAGUUUACUGAAAUAACCGCUUUGCACCAAACUGAGCUUUGGGGUCAGGUAUGGGUUCUGGAUUGAACACUGUAAUGUUGUUCAGACGCCGAAAGUCAAUACAAAACCUAUUAGACACGUCCGGUUUCUUCAUCAUAACUAUGGGAUGACCAUAUGGGGAAUCUGCAUGCUCCCAUCCGCUGC
Molecule: messenger RNA, 2233 nt
Organism: Lytechinus variegatus (green sea urchin)
Lineage: Eukaryota; Metazoa; Echinodermata; Echinoidea; Temnopleuroida; Toxopneustidae
Product: outer membrane protein B-like
Exons: 2
Coding region: 1-834 (277 amino acids)
Source: RefSeq, a predicted model, not a curated record